AUGCUGUCCUAUAAGCUCGAUCCAGCAACGCUCCGCGCAUGGGAGGAAAGGAGCAGUCAAGAUGAGGAAGUGAUCUUCGAUGACCUCGUCGACUUCCUAUAUCAGCGAGUACGAAUCUUGAAAUCCGUUGCGUCAGAUCUGUUACAACGUGCAGAGUCGGCUCAAGCAAAGGUGGCCGGCACCAGCGUCCCUCCGAAGAAAAGUUUUCAUUCACGAAUAGCAGCGAAUGCAGUUGCUUCCGAAGGCAAGUCAUCCGCUCCGUCUUGUCUUGCAUGUUCCGAGAGUCACUAUCUGUUCCAGUGUCCGGCCUUUGCCAAUAUGGCCAUCAACCAACGUCCCCAAAAAUCGAAUCCACCCACGUUGCCAAAUGUGGGAAAUGCAGGACCUGCCACUCCCCAAGUGAGUCUGCCGGUCCACUCCUAUUCCAGUACAGUCUUGUUGGAAACAGUUGCACUCCACGUCGUCGACGAUCAAGGGAAAAUCUUCGAAGCCAGAGCGUUAUUGGAUUCCGCCUCGAUGUCAAACUUCAUGUCGAAGAAACUUGCCAAUCUUCUUUCCAAUCGUCAAUCCAAGGUUGAUAUCGAUGUGGUAGGAAUCGGUCAGUCCAUGAGAAAACUGAAGCGGACUGUAAAUGCCACCGUAAGGUCUCGAAUUCCGCCGUUUUCUACGAAGCUCGAGUUUUUAGUCAUCGAUAAACCUACCACCGAUCUACCUACAAUGCCAGUGCCUACAUCAUCGUGGAAAUUUCCAGAUAUAAAUCUUGCCGAUCCGCAGUUUCACACUCCCAGCCAAGUGGACGUCGUUAUAGGCGGAGAAACAUACUGGGAACUCCAUACUGGCAAAAAGAUGUCCCUUGGACCAGGUCAACCACAAGUUAUCGAAACCCUGUUCGGUUGGACUGUAUCUGGUCCAGCACCGCACAAUUCAUCCAUUGCUUCACCCAGAUGUUUUCUGACUGCCACUGACGACCGGCUCGAGGUCGUUCUUCAACGGUUUUGGGAAAUGGAAACAAUCGUCGAUCAACCUACCCAUUCAACUACAGAAAAACGAUGUGAGGAUUGGUACACAGCAACUACAAUUCGCGAUUCGUCCGGUCGUUACAAAGUUCGCCUGCCCAAGGUGGACGAUCCAGAAAUCGUUUUAAGCGAAUCUAGGGCUAUAGCAACACGAAGGUUACUUAUUCUUGAACGCCGAUUAGAGAGAGACACCAACGUGAAGUCAGCAUACCAUCUUUUCAUGGACGAAUAUGAGCGUCUUGGUCACAUGAAGCGACUGAACGAGCCAAUAGAUGACUGCAAGGAACAUUGCUAUUUGCCACAUCAUCCCGUCUUCAAACUUUCCAGCACUACAACGAAAACGAGGGUGGUGUUCGACGCGUCGUGCAAGACGACAUCGGGAUUCUCUUUGAACGACCGAUUACUAGUCGGCCCAGUUGUCCAGCAUGAUCUGUUGUCCUUGAUUAUGCGGUUUCGGAUUCACGCCAUCGCCUUAAUCGCCGACAUUGAAAAAAUGUACCGGCAAGUGCUGAUCCAUCCCGAAGAUCAGCCACUCCAAAGAAUCCUGUGGCGCACAAAUGCUACUGAUCCCAUCGCCACCUACGAACUACAAACAGUCACCUAUGGGACAGCAUCUGCGCCAUACCUAGCAACAAAAACGCUUCAACAGCUAUCACACGAUGCAGGUUACCGGUUUCCCGUCGCCGCAGAGCCCGUUAUGGACGACUUCUACGUUGAUGAUUUUUUGUCUGGAGCCGCUGAUGUGAAGACAGCACAGUGUAUUCAAUGUGAAGUUUCCUCUAUGCUUGACUCAGCCGGUUUUUCUCUGAAGAAAUGGGCUUCUAACUCCGUUGAAGUCCUGGAGGGGGUCCCUGAAGAAGAUCGAGCAAUUCAACCUUUCUUUGAUCUGCAGGACGAGCAGUCUGUCAGCACCCUCGGUUUAAUAUGGGAACCCAAAACCGACACUUUCCGUUUCAAUGUACAAUUACCUCUGCCCGCUGCUGUCUUGACAAAGCGAAACGUGAUGUCAUACAUAGCUCAAAUUUUUGAUCCGCUAGGAUUGGUGGGUCCCACCGUCAUGAAAGCCAAGCUUUUUAUGCAGUGUUUGUGGGCAUUGAAAUCGGCCAAUAAUAAACGUUACGAAUGGGAUCAACCACUGCCACAAAAACUCCAGAACGAAUGGAAACAGUUUCAUACCACCAUCGAUCUACUCCGUCAGCUUAAAAUACCACGCUUCGUUCCCCUAAUCAACGCAGUUAGCAUCGAGUUCCAUUUUUUUGUGGAUGCCUCCUGGAAGCACAUCGCCGGUGUCGACAAUCAUGCCGAUGAUAUCUCCCGUGGUCUGAGCCCGCCAGAGAUCCUGAACAGUUUGAGGUGGUGGAAUGGAACACCGUGGCUCUCACUGCCACCCGAAAGUUGGCCCGUUGGAGCAUUGCCAACUGACGAUUCUCUAGAGACUACGAAAGAAAGCAGAAAAAUACCGAUAAUUGCGAUGACUGUCACUCAAAGCAACUUUAACGACUUCUUGUUCAAUCGAUAUUCUGAUUACACCAAGCUCCGUCGAACUACCGCCUAUUGUCUGCGUUAUCUUCAGAAGCUGCACGACCGUGUCAUCAACCGUCGCAUCCACCAUGAAACCCGCGGUCAAUUAACGCUGAAAUAA
Topomyia yanbarensis is the source of this 2658-nucleotide messenger RNA. RefSeq lists its product as uncharacterized. The coding region runs from base 1 to 2658 and encodes 885 amino acids. The transcript has 3 exons. The record is from RefSeq and is a predicted model, not a curated record. Lineage: Eukaryota; Metazoa; Arthropoda; Insecta; Diptera; Culicidae.